Pseudophryne corroboree (corroboree frog) is the source of this 5742-nucleotide messenger RNA. It is a transcript of the gene SMAD4, whose product is annotated as SMAD family member 4. The transcript is spliced from 15 exons. Gene Ontology annotation, molecular function: I-SMAD binding; DNA-binding transcription factor activity, RNA polymerase II-specific; RNA polymerase II cis-regulatory region sequence-specific DNA binding. Gene Ontology annotation, cellular component: heteromeric SMAD protein complex. Lineage: Eukaryota; Metazoa; Chordata; Amphibia; Anura; Myobatrachidae. The record is from RefSeq and is a predicted model, not a curated record. Bases 461 to 2170 code for a protein of 569 amino acids. Gene Ontology annotation, biological process: BMP signaling pathway; anatomical structure morphogenesis; regulation of transcription by RNA polymerase II.
CGACCCCCUCAGUCUCCCGGAUGUAGCUCCCGCUGCGCUUGCGCACGCCUGACCCCGGGAGGGUUUGUUGUCUGCGGCCUGCGCCGCGCUCAGGAGUCCGGAGAAGCCCCAGGAGAAGAGGCAGCAGCAACAGAGCGGAGAACCCAGGCCUUCCCCAUACCCUCCGGGACUGGAGGAGAACACGCAGGCCCGGCUCAGCCCAGUCUCCUGGAGGCCGACCAGCGGGACAGUACUGCGGCUAAAGUUGAUGCUAUGUCCUGUACCAGCCCCUUCAUAGAGGGACCUAGGAAUGAUGUACCCGUUUUUGAUUUUAAGUACCUGAAUUUGUUGGUGUAAUUUCUGGAUGACGGUGCAGUAAUCCACAAACCUCCUACAAACUUGAUUGGAGGCGGCCUUCCCUCUGCAACCCGUAACUAUUGUAGUGUUGAACUAAGCAGGAAAACUGGAUCCUCUCGACAACAUGUCCAUAACCAACACGCCCACAAGCAACGACGCCUGCCUCAGCAUCGUCCACAGCUUGAUGUGCCACCGCCAAGGGGGCGAGAGCGAGACAUUUGCAAAGCGGGCCAUCGAAAGUUUAGUGAAAAAGCUAAAGGAGAAGAAAGAUGAGUUGGAUUCCUUGAUCACUGCAAUAACUACGAAUGGAGCACACCCUAGUAAAUGUGUCACUAUCCAGAGAACGUUAGAUGGGCGGCUUCAGGUGGCUGGCAGAAAGGGCUUCCCCCAUGUCAUUUAUGCUCGCCUCUGGAGGUGGCCGGAUCUUCAUAAGAAUGAGCUGAAACAUGUAAAAUACUGUCAGUACGCCUUCGAUCUGAAGUGCGACAGUGUCUGCGUGAAUCCUUAUCACUACGAACGCGUUGUGUCCCCUGGAAUAGACUUGUCGGGGCUGACUCUGCAAAGCACAGCGCCAUCUAGCUUACUAGUAAAGGAUGAGUACGGUCAUGACUAUGUUGAAGGACAACAGAGCAUGCCGUCUUCCGAUGGGCAUUCGAUCCAGACCAUCCAGCAUCCACCGAGUAACAGGUCAUCCAGCGAGAGUUACAGCAAUUCUUCACUCAUGGUGUCCAGUGAGCCCAGCACCCCCAAUGCCUCCUCCUUUUCCAGCAUGCCCAUCCCUUCAACAACCCUUCUGAACAUCCCCAAAGCUGCUUCCACCUGCUGCUUCCCCGCGUCUCCGUCAGGUCAGCCCGCCAGUUUAUUGGCAACGACGCACUCUGAUGGACUGCUGCAGAUUGCCUCAGUGCCUCCCCAAGGGGCGCAGCAAAAUGGCUUCAACGCUCAACCAGCCACAUAUCAUCACAACAGUACCACAACCUGGACUGGAAGUAGAACAGCAGCUUACACACCCAAUAUGUCUCACCACCAGAAUGGACAUCUUCAGCAUCACCCACCCAUGCCCCAUCCUGGACAUUACUGGCCUGUGCAUAACGAGCUUGCUUUCCAGCCACCAAUAUCCAAUCACCCCGCUCCUGAGUAUUGGUGCUCUAUUGCUUACUUUGAAAUGGACGUUCAGGUGGGGGAGACCUUCAAAGUCCCUUCUAGCUGCCCCAUUGUCACAGUGGACGGUUACGUAGACCCGUCUGGUGGCGAUCGCUUCUGCUUAGGACAACUGUCCAAUGUACACAGGACAGAAGCCAUUGAGAGAGCAAGGUUACAUAUUGGGAAAGGUGUCCAGCUGGAGUGUAAGGGAGAAGGGGAUGUGUGGGUUCGGUGUCUCAGUGACCACGCCGUCUUUGUACAGAGCUACUACCUGGACAGAGAAGCUGGACGUGCUCCUGGAGAUGCCGUCCACAAGAUUUAUCCAAGCGCCUACAUUAAGGUAUUUGAUUUACGUCAAUGUCACCGACAAAUGCAGCAGCAAGCGGCCACGGCGCAAGCAGCCGCUGCAGCACAAGCGGCAGCAGUAGCUGGAAACAUACCUGGUCCGGGAUCUGUUGGUGGAAUUGCACCAGCUAUCAGUCUUUCGGCUGCGGCGGGGAUUGGCGUUGAUGACCUCCGUAGAUUAUGCAUCCUGCGGAUGAGUUUCGUGAAGGGUUGGGGCCCUGAUUACCCAAGACAGAGUAUAAAGGAGACCCCCUGCUGGAUUGAAAUCCACUUACACCGCGCUCUUCAGCUGUUGGAUGAAGUCCUUCACACUAUGCCUAUUGCGGACCCCCAACCUCUGGACUGACAGCCCCCAGUAGGAUCCCAUCACAAAUGUAUCCGUUACAUUGUCAAGAUUGAGGACUGAAAAGCGCAGUCAUCUUUGUAAUCAUGAAAAUAUAUAUAAAUAGAUAUAUAUAAAUUUAUGCACAUAGCUUUUUCUCCUGCUUACUCCAAGUCCGGGUUAAAUUAAAAUGUGUCGCCCUGUUAUCUUUUGCUAAAUGAAAAAAAAAUAUAUUUACGUUUCUCCCCCCCCCCAUAACCGAAGAAAAGUGUUUUAUCUGGUCUCAUUCAAAUCACUUCUUGGGAUGGAACGUGUCGAACGUGACGCAUUGCCUGUUAGUCCUUUAUUUUGUGUUCUAAGUGUCUCAAACACAAUUGUAAAGAGAUGAGACAGAUGCCUUGUGCAUGAAAUACUUGUUAGUGGCAAGCUGCAGCCUUUAUAUCCUGCAGAAGGCGCUUGGCUAGAAAUUACACAGUGUAAACUGUCAGGGGAUUGUCUGUAGAAAGUGUCCAACAACCAAUCAUAUUCUAAGGGGUAGAUUCAGUGAGCCACACUUUAAUGCUACAUGGGUUGUUCGGGAAGGGUAACACACCGGUAUUACCUGCAGCCCAAAGGGCAAUGUUUUUCUUCCUGCCUUAUUUGUUCGCUACUUCUGUGGCUGCCGUAGCGCUUAUUUGAAUUUGCCCCUAAUUGUAGUUGUACAGUAUAGAUAUAGGGGGUAAUUCAGACCUGUUGGCAUCCCUGCGAUCAGUUAGUCGCUGCCUACAUGGGGAAGGUAUGGAGUGUGUGCAGGUGUGCGAUAGCAUUUGUAGCAGAACUGCACAAACAUUAGUUUGUGCAGUUUGUGCUCAGCCCAGAACUUAAUCGCUGCGAUAAUCAGGGCCGAAGCUGACGACUGAAUACCUCGCUCCAAACGCCUGGUCCCUCCUGCGUUUUCCCGGACACUCCUUGAAAACUGUCAGUUGCCACCCACAUCCGCACUCUUCCUAUCAAUCUCAUUGCGAUAGCCCUGGCGUUUGGAAAUUUCGCACCAUUCUGUAGCUGAUUGGCGAUCCCCGUUCCUGCGGUCCAUCGCGCCUGUGCAUUGCGGUGCAUGCGCAGUUCAGAUCUGAUCGCAGGCUGUGAGAAAACGCAGCCUAACGAUCAGGUCUGAAUUACACCCUGAGAAACAACACCUGAUGGCAUUGCGGUCACAGCAUUUUCUACACAUUUACCUGUACGCGCACUAAUGCGAUCGAUUUGUACGUUAUAUAUCAACUGGGCUCAGCGGCUGACAGUAUGUCGUUACAGGAGUUUAGUUCUGCAGCCAAAAUGUAUAGUCUAUUUCAUAGAAUUAAAGAUUUCAGUUUGGCUAGUGUUAGAAUUAGCCACUCCCACCUUUUUUUUUUUUUUUGUUCAUGCCAAAACCCGUCCUUGUUCUCUUUUUAACCCUUUCAGUGUUUGUGCCGUAGCUCUUGCUCCAGUGGCCUCUUACUGUGACAACGCAAGUUUUAUUUUACCGUUUUUGUGCUACCCACUUUAUUAUGCCUAAACGGCUUUUCUGCAGCCGUGGACUUUUGUGUAUAAAUAAAAUCAAAUAACCGUUGUAGAUAAGAAAGCUAUUAAUACACUAAAUUGAUUGUUUUGGACCUGUAUGCUCUGUCUUAAAGGGUAAUAAAGCUGGCUCGAUACCUGUUUUUUCUCUUGAAACUUUUUCAACUCACCUGUAGAGUGUUCACGUGUAGGAGCUGUCGCAAAAAUCGGGUUGAAGUGGCUGACCGCGAUGGAACGAAUAUCUUGUGUUGCCCGUUAUCUGUAUACGAGAUGGGCGCCAUUUGGUGUAUCGUAGCCAAUAUUUCAGAAUGUAGCCUAUAAAUAUAGUAACGUUGCUGAGGCAUGAGGUCUUGUGCGUCUUCUGCUUCGGACUUCAGUGACUUUACGAAGGCCUUGUAAGAUGUGUUUUUAUUAGUAUUUGUCCAGCCCGGCUGUGUGGGGGCUACUGGUGCACUUUAAAUAAAAGUUGGGAUACCAGAUCUUUGGAGUUUUUUUUUUUUGUUUGUUUUUUUCCACCCCCGUUAUUUAUGAUGAAGUAAAAAAAAAAAAAAUGUAACAAAAUGACUGAAAAUGGUAAGUGCAUAAGGCAAGAUUUUAUGGAGCAUAUGAGGAUAUAACCUGAUGUGAUUUUGGGAAAUAAAAUGUUCCUUGCUUCGGCUCCCAUCUAUUCUAUUAAACUACGCUGAUCAAUACGCAUUUUAUUGCCAAUCUUAUUAGAGCGGAUUUGGGAUAACAGUUACUGAUUCCGAAUAUGAUGUCCUUUUUUUUUUUAGAUUAACACUUAAUUUUUGAGCUCCAUGGACGAGGCGUAAGAAAAACACAAUAGACAACACCAACAGCUCAACUGGGGUGGUAUUCAGUAUACCGGUUGUUGGGAUCCCGGCACACAGUAUACCGGCACCAGAAUCCCGACAGCCGGUAUACCGACGCCUUUUCUCCCUCUUGGGCGUCCACGACAACCCUGGAGGGAGAAUAGAUAGCGUUGCACCACCGUGCCCGCAGUGUGGCGAGCACAGCGAGCCCGCAAGGGGCUCAUUUACGCUCACCCCGCUGUCGGCAAUUGGCGGUUGGGAUCUUGGCGCCGGUAUGCUGGCUGCUGGGGACCCGGCCGCUGCAACUCAUACCACACCCCUCAACCGACUGCUGAUUAGGUGUACAGUCACUUAUAUACGGAUGUGGGGUGGGGGGGGAUAUUUUAGAAUAAACAUAGAGUAAACAAGUACAAUAUUUACUUUUCACCUUCUAAAAUGUUCUGGUAGAUUCCAAUAUAGCUACGUUUCCUAUUAAGGGUAUCCAUUAUCUCAAGAACUAGAGCCAAUUUGAAAACGCUCCUUUCAUUUUUUAAUUUGGCAACCCCAAAAUACCCUAAAUUAUUGAAUUGCCCCUGGCGACUAAACACAAUUUUAUUUUAUUUUUUUGGGCUGUAUUAUUCAUUGGUUUCUUGCUCUACUCUUGUGUCGUCACUAUAGCUUUAAUAGGUUGUCGGCUUUAGAGAAAGUGUCUUUCUCUAGAUACCCUGCUCCACUGAUGAUUGACACGGGUAAAGGGACUAACUGAAAAAGGGGCGGGGCCAAAACUAGCCAUUAUACUACAUGCUUUUUUAAUAUGACUUUGCGAGCAAAAACAAAACAUUUAUGCAAUUGUAAACUCCAGAACCAUGCAAAUUUGUAUUAAAAUAGAAUUGCCAAUCUCUUCUUUUGCAAACUGAUUUUUAUUGUAUAUACCAGGUUUUUUUUUUUAAGUUGCCUAUUUGUCUUAACCUGUACUAGUUUUACACAAGAAAACCCUACAUACACCAUAUCAUGGGUCUCGUCAUCAACUGACGACCUUGUAUGUAUAUAUAUAUAUAUAAAUUAGUCACAAUGGUAUGACAUAUUCAUCAGAGGGGAUAUGUAUGCUUUUUAUCUAGAUGUUAGUACCACAACAUACCUGAUUGCAUUACGUGGUUUACCUUUUUAUAUACUGCAUCAGUUGUAGUGUCUUUAUUUGUUGACUUGUAAAGUAGAAAGUGACUUGUGUUCUAACAGAUUACUAAUUCUCAAUAAACUGCUAUUUGUUUAUUA